This is a messenger RNA of Auanema sp. JU1783, 822 nucleotides long. NCBI's taxonomy places the organism in Eukaryota, Metazoa, Nematoda, Chromadorea, Rhabditida, Rhabditidae. The record is from the annotation of a GenBank genome assembly.
AUGGCCAAAGUAUUCAAAAACUUUUUUCAAUUAGCACGGAACGAUUUGGCCAAUCAGUAUGCUUUACCUGUAAAAUCAUUGACAGGAUUUGUGUUGACGAACCAUCAAGCAAAUAAGAACAAAGCUCUCAACAAAGCUCUCAUAGAGAGUUUGAACAUUCAGAACGAUGACAAGCUAUUAGAACUUGGUUAUGGUCGUGGAAAUGGAUUGAGUUAUGCUUUGGAGAAAAUCGGAAGCGGAAGUGGCAUGGUUUUUGGGAUUGAAAGAUCGGUAUACAUGGAGGAAUAUUGUCGAAAGAAGUUCAUCUUAGAGAUAGCAGAGCAAGAGAAAUUACGACUGGAUCAGGCAAUCGACCUCAGGAACUUGCCUUAUCCUACAGAUUUCUUCGAUCACAUUUACCAUGUUGAUGUGUUCUACUUCAUUCUUCAACAACGUUUACCCCGAAUAUGUACUGAGUUACUCCGAGUUUUGAAGCCGGGAGGAUCACUGGUUUGCGGGAUGAGCUUAUCUAGGCUGAAAAAGUUCACGGAGUGGGGGAUACUCGACGAAUCUCAAUGGGAUCCAAUGCGAUAUAUGACGUGUUUGGAACCAGCUGGAUUCGUGGACGUCAAAAUUAACUACAGCUCAGAGACAGUCAAAACCCCUUAUGAGUUAGUGACUGCUCGGAAGCCACAUGCAGAUGAAUCAUAUUAUGAUCCUAUCGAGAGAAUGCGUCAAUUGGAAAUACAAAUCAAGAAAGACAUGUUGAUCAAGAGAAUGACAGAAAGUGGGCAGAAGCCAACACAGGAAGAUUUUGAAUUGAUUGAGAAAGAGUUAAAAUAG